AAUUAUUAGGGAAUCAGCUGAACAUUACUGUUCCCACAUCAGUGAGUCUAUUACAUGAUUAUAUGGUAACAUACUGUAUAAGACAGGCAGCAUACAAUACAACUUAUAAGCUAGUAGCUGCCAACUUUCACUAGAAUUUCAAUCCUAAAGAGCACUUUUCACACAAACUCUAUCAAGCCUCGAUCACGUUUCACUCCUCUUUGUUUCCCUCUGACAGAUACACGGUCAAUUUUAUUGUUCUGUAAUCCGAUCCAGUUGUUGUCCAGAGCACUGCUGUAACCAUAGUAAUAUACUGUAUAAUUCAUCAGUCUGCAGUGGUGAAAACAUGGAGCAGGACUGUAUUGCUGGUCUUUACCAAUCUAUGGGCAUAUCCGCUGGAGCAGAGUUUUCCAUCGAAGAUGUGAGUCUUCUCCACCGCAAAGUGUUUCAUGUUCCCUCCAACAGCAAUGAAGCCCAUUCAGCCAUGAAGAAGCUGUGUGUGUUUCAGAUUGCAGGAGACGACAAUAGCUGGUCCUGUGUUGGUGAAAAUGUUUUGGAUGUUCUAUUAGAAAUGGAAAAGGAGAGGGAGAGGAAGGAAAUGCUAUACUGGGACCUCCAGCUACUAAACACUGGAAAUCUCAACACUUUGCAUCACAUGAUGGAUUCCCUGCACCAAAACACAGACCCCACGUCUUUGAAAAAUGCGUACAACUCAGAUUCAGGAUCCUUAAAGAUGUGUAUGACUGAAGUGGACAGUCUUCAGAUGGGGAGACUGCUGGGGGAAAAAGAGCCCUGUGGGAGAGUGACAAGUGUGAGGAGACUCAGGAAAGCAGCCAGGCAGUGCUGGGCUAGAUUGGCAUCAGAGGGUGUACAAAGCAUCCUACCCUUUCCCUGGCAAGGCCAAAGGUUGGGGGGCCGAGGUCAGGCAUGGGGCUGUAUCUCCCUGUCAGACGUCCUCCUCUUGGCGAAAGUGAAGUACGAUGUAGUGAUAUACUUGCUGUGUACAGAAAUGCUUCAGGAGCACCACACUGAAAGCGUCUGGGAGAUGCUGCUGCCAUGGCAGCAAGACAAGGAAGUAGAGAAGCUGGAGGAUCUUGUAGAAGAAGCUUUGGAGUCAGUUGACAUGCUCCGAUUGGCUGAACUUCCAGGAGCAUUCAGGAUAUACAAGUAACACACAUGCACAGAGUUUGUACAUUUGAAGUCCCACAGCAGUCAUUCGUGGGUUCUUGUUUUUGUUUUUGACUCCGCCAAGGAACGGCGGAGUUAUGUGACGAUCGGCGUAUGUUUGUCUGUGAAUCUGUGUGUCUGUCUGUCUGUCCGUGUGAAACAUUACUCAAAAAUGGACUAACGGAUUUGGAUGAAAUUUUCAGGGAAAGUCAGAAAUGACACAAGGACCACCUCAUUAAAUUUUCACAGUGAUGUGGCUUAUAGUCUGGAUCCACAGCUUUGUUAAGGAUUUCACAUUGCGAGAUAUAGCUGCUGGCACAGCGUCGCUGUAACCAUGACGACGAGUGAACACUGUGUCAGUUACCGGCUGCCGAUCACAUGAUUGCGAUCCCACUACAAAUUGACUGUGAUUUAUCAGUUGGAAAUCAUACGAGGAACAAUUGAUUAAACUGUGGGGUGUUUCUGAGUCCCAUCAAUUCCUGCUGCCUGCUACAUAUUUAGGUCACGUGAUGUAGCAAACCUCAUUCAGAAAAUGGUGAAGCUCAUGAUGUUUCACAAAGCCUUUAUUUACGUUCAGCCGUCAGCCUUAUUUUGAACACAAAUUCACCUUUCUGUCCUUCACUCUUUUCUUCAGGAAACACCGUAUGAGCUUGUACCCAUUCCAGCUAGCUGCUUCUAAGUUUAGACACAUCCUUUGCUAGACAGCAACAGCGUGGAACCGUUUUCUUUCAUCUUUAUGUGAGUUUUCACACAUUAUCACAAUCACAUUAUCACAAAAACAUCAUAGUUUAGUAUGUAGUCCAAAAUGUGGAAAAAAACAUCAUAGUUUAGUAUGUCGUCCAAAAUAUCACAAAAACGUCAUAGUUUAGUAUGUCGUCCAAAAUAUCACAAAAACGUCAUUAUUUAGUAUGUCGUCCAAAAUAUCAUAGUUUAGUAUGUCGUCCUAAAUGUCACAAAAACGUCAUAGUUUAGUAUGUCGUCCAAAAUGUGGAAAAAAUGUCAUAGUUUAGUAUGUCAUUCAAAAUAUCACAAAAACGUCACAGUUUAAGUAUGUCAUCCAAAAUGUCACAAAAACAUCAUAGUUUAGUACGUCGUCCAAAAUAUCACAAAAACAUCAUAGUUUGUGUCUUAAAAUAAGCCAGAUAUGCUAAAAAUAGCAGUUUUUCACUCAAAAAUAGAUCUUUGCUUCCAUGUAACCUCCUAAUUUGAAAUGUAUUAACCCUCCUGUUGUCUUCAUUUACAGGCACCAAAAAAUAUUGUUUCCUUGUCUGAAAAAAAUCCAAAAAUUCAGCAAAAAAGUUCCCCAAAUUUCUGAAAAUUUGCAAAUCCUUCAGGAAGAAAAUUCCAAUAAUUCCUUAAAAGUUUCCCUUAAAAGUUUUAUUUUUAAAAAAAAUCCCCCAAAUUUGGCAAGAAAAUUCUUGUAAAUAUUUUCCAAAAAAUGAGUAAAAAUCUUCCCAAAAAAAUCCUAAAAAUAUCCAAAGUGAUUCCAUAUUUAUCAGUAAAACUUCUAAUAUUUUCUUUAAGAACAUUCACAUAAAAAUCAACCAAAAUCCAGCAAAAUUCACUGGAUUUUGCUGGAUUUUUUGUGAAUGUUCUUAAACAUUUCUAAUUCUUCUUUUUUUCCACCAAAGAACGUUCAAAGAUUUCCCAAAAAUGUGGAUAUCAGAAGUUUCACUUUGAAAACAUAUUUUUUCCCACAUUUUCAAACUUUAAAAUGGGUUAAUUUGACCUGCACGACGACAUGAGGGUUAAACUUAUUUUGAGUUUUCUUGUCAAAUACAACUCAAAACAAGAUAAUUUCAAGGUUUGAUUUAACAAGAUAUUUCAGAAGCAUUGUCUUAAAACAAGUCCCUCCAUCUGCUGAAAUUUCACUUGUUAAGUGAAUUUAUCUUAAAACAAGUGGGAUGAGACAUUUUGACUAAAAAUAAGACAAAUAGACUUGGUAAGAUUUUGAGUUUUUGCAGUGCAUAAACACAAAAAUCAAAACCACUUUCAAGACUGUUUCUUGACGUACACGACUUGUUCAAAACUUCAGCCAGACUCUCGAUGGUUCCACCUUGUUGCCAAGCGACACAUGAGAACCAUUUGGCUGCUCCAUAGCAAAGUAACUCAUUUAGAAGAAGUGAUAACUGACAACCACUGUUCCCUCUAAACUGCGCGCGUGCGCAAUUGCGCACUGCUGACACGGUCUCCGCGCACAGAAAAUCUGCUGCGCACAAAAAAAAUCCAACCUAAAUUGUAAAUAAAAUAAACACGUAACAAUUCAUUCUGUGCUAUUUUUCAAUGUGAGUCAGUGAGUGACCGGUGAUUGGCUGCUGCAGCCAAUGAUGCGAUUCACAUACGUAUUUACCAUAGACUGUAUAUAAUGGUAUUUACGCCGCUAAUCAAGGUCAGGCUUCCUUAUGUGCAGCCAUCGUUGUUCUCAAAGAUAUGAAUGAGUAGAUAGGACACGCCCCUUUGAGCUGCGGCUACUGCGAGGCUAAGCUAGUGGGGGAAAGUUUCAGUGCAUUCCGUUGAUGAAGACGGCGUGAAAACGGAAACAAGUAUGCCGUCUCACUGUGCUGCAUACAAUUACACACUGCGUCGUACGAUUGAGACAAGGAAACUUGGAAUGACUUUUCAUCGGUAAGAAUAGUUUUUGGCUCUUUUUUCAUUAUGAAAUCUUGUUGAGAGCUUCCAGUCUAUGAGAGCUAACUAGUUAGCCACUAGCAAAACGCUAAGGCGAGCUAGCAGCUUGACAACCAAAUACCAGACGAUUAAUAGUAGCUGUAGUAUAGUUGUACAAGCAGUAGUAGAAAUACUAACAGUACAAGCAGCAGUAGUAGUAUAAACAGCUGUUAGAGUCGUAGAAGUAGUAUCAGCAUUUGUAAUAGUAUUACAAGUUGUAGUAGCAGUGCCAGUAUCAGCAGCAGUAGUAAGUAGUCACAUUACUAUUACUACCACCAAUACUACCAAUAGUAGUUAUAAAGCCUAACUCAUGUAUAUCCAGAUUACCAUCUAUGUUCUUCCUCCAAACCCAUUUUAUGAUUGGGAUUACAGGCAGUUCUUUAGGACUGCUCUCAAAUAAUUGAAAUGUUACUAAACAAGGUUAUACUCAUCAAAUUAAAUAGCUCUGGUCUCCAGUAUAUUGGCGAAUUUGGUUCUUUGUACUUAAUUUAUUAGCAUGAUUUCUUUUUAAUAUGUUGUGUACAGACUUAAUUACUUCUCUGUCUACUUUUCUUACUCCAUGUAGGUUUCCCAGAGACUAUGGGUUGAGGAGGAAGUGGAAGUUUGUCGGCUUAGACCUGGUGUCAUUCCAUCAGUGUCAAACUUCCCGGCUCAUCUUGGAAGAGUACGUGCCAGAAAGACCACGACCAAGCAGCCUUGAGAUCUUAGGCAGCGUCUCCCUGAGGUCCCUCUCUAUCUCCCCACACAUCCACCAACCACUGGAACACAUCUCCAAAGUUCUGCCGGGCCAGCUCAGCUUCCCCUCAGAAGAAGUUCCGCCACCUGCCAGAUGAAGGAGCCUUUUGAGAGGCAGCUGGCAUCGUGAUUGGACUGUACUUUGGUCUGUUCCAAUCCAGCUUCAGCUCCAGAGACGGCAGGCGGGACGAGUCAACGGAGGCCGGGUGGACGAAGGCAUGCAGCUGAGUACAAUCCAGAAAACAACAGAGGAGGAGUGCAGUGGUCCAGGGCCAGAACAACCAGAGUAGCAUCGUAUGUCUCUUAGAAAACAUCAUAGUAUAGCCUUUGGUAUGAAAAAAAGCCAUCAUAUACAUCAUAUAUUGUACAAAUAAGUCAAAGGAAAGAGACAUACAUUGUAGAAUUGUAGUAAUUGUGGGCUGACUGAUUUACUGAUUAUCAGUAUUUUAUUUUUUACUGAUUUACGGUAAUAAAUACAUUUAAAAAUGG
Molecule: messenger RNA, 5037 nt
Organism: Amphiprion ocellaris (clown anemonefish)
Lineage: Eukaryota; Metazoa; Chordata; Actinopteri; Pomacentridae
Exons: 8
Coding region: 326-1150 (274 amino acids)
Source: RefSeq, a predicted model, not a curated record